AUGGUAUUAUUGAAUUCAAUUCCUACUCUAUUGCUGUUUCAUCACAAGAAUGUUACUCCUUCUCCAACUUGCACUCGUUGUGGCGUCUCUGAUGAAACCGUGUUCCGCUGCUUACGCGACUACAACUACUCCACUAUUAUUUGGCAUCAACUUGGAUUCAUAGAGCCAUCUUUCUUCUUGGCUGCAUGUAUCAGAGAUUGGUUAAGGGACUGUCUGAACAGCUCGCGCACCAUCCUGUUCGUAGUUGGUUUGUGGUGGGUCUGGAGACAACGCAACGCCAUUUGUUUGAAUGACGAGGCCAUUCCUCUCCAUAGGUUGACAUUGCACAUUUAUAAUGCUAUAAAAGAUAUCAAAAUCUGCUUCUGUAAGCCUGCUCCAACUGCUCCUUCUGUCAGACAUAUAAAAUGGAAUAACGGUAACUUUGCUUGUACUAUCCUCAACGUCGAUGGCAGUUGUAUUGGUACCCCAGCAAGGACAGGGUUCGAUGGGUUAAUCCACAAUAGUGCAGGAUUUUAUCUGAUUGGAUUCUCGGGAUUCCUUCCUCCUACUGCUGACAUCUUAGAAGCAGAACUGACUGCCAUCCUUCACGGCAUCACUGUGGCUCAAGAUAUGGGAUUUCAAGAGUUGGUUUGUUAUUUCGAUUCACUGAUUUCUCUCAACCUCAUUGCCGGUAACUCUUCGAAGUAUCACGUCCACGCUGUUCUCAUACAAGACAUUAAAGACAAGCUUUCUCAAAUGAAUUGUUCGCUCCAUCACACUAUCCGCGAAGGGAAUUAUUGUGCAUAUUUUCUGGCAAAGCUAGGUGCUAGCACAGAUGACAUCCUUUUGCUCCAUUCGACUCCUCCUGAUGAUCUUCGCCCCUUGUUGAGGAAUGACGCUCUCGGAACUUUGUUCUUGAGACCUUAG
This is a messenger RNA of Medicago truncatula (barrel medic), 906 nucleotides long. RefSeq lists its product as uncharacterized. Gene Ontology annotation, molecular function: RNA-DNA hybrid ribonuclease activity; nucleic acid binding. The transcript has 2 exons. Lineage: Eukaryota; Viridiplantae; Streptophyta; Magnoliopsida; Fabales; Fabaceae. The coding region runs from base 1 to 906 and encodes 301 amino acids. The record is from RefSeq and is a predicted model, not a curated record.